Molecule: messenger RNA, 5934 nt
Organism: Symbiodinium pilosum
Lineage: Eukaryota; Dinophyceae; Suessiales; Symbiodiniaceae
Source: the annotation of a GenBank genome assembly
GAUGACUAUGACCUCUCGAGCGCGAGGGAUUUGCGGGACUUCAUUGUGGAGGCCAACAUCCGGCAAAUCCCGUGGAGGUACUUGUGGAAGUUGCACAAGGAGGAAAAACGAAUUCUAAGACGCCAGGAGUGUGAGGAGGAGAUCUGUGAAGAUGGCCGGUCCGCACUGGUCACUCUCCAGGAGAUGACAGGCUGGAACAGCGAACAGGAUGCUCAUAUCAUGAGUGUUUCCCAUUGCUGGGAAACUCGUGAGCAUCCCGAUCCCUGUGGUCACCAGCUAGCACAAGUUGCCAACUACACUGCGCUGCACUAUGCAGCUCAUGGUGUUCCCAUCUGGCUUUUCGUGGAUUACAUGAGCCUGUUUCAGUACAGACGGCAUGCUGCAGAGCAUGAGGACAGCUUCCGAGCUGCCAUGAAUAACAUGCAUGUGUUUUAUUCGCAUGAUAAUGCGUACACAUUGCGCGUGGAGGGCCUGACGCCGCAGAGUUUGUGGGACAAGUGCUGGGAGAGCAGGGUGUCUGUCUACGAUGAGGCCAGCAAAUCCAUGGCAUCAGUUUCGGUGAAAGAUCUCACUCACAAUUCCACGCCUUAUCACGAGCGAGGCUGGUGCAGAGCUGAGCUUGAAUGGUCCAGUUGCCGGAGUCAGAGCGCCCGAAACCGCCGCAUUGAUGUAGAGAGCAGCUCCGAUCCAACUGGAAAGGAUCCGCCCAAAGAGGGUAUUGAACGAUUGGGGGAAACACAUCUUUGCCGCAAAAAGGGGAGAGCUCCAAAGACCCCAAAGGCCUUCAAGGCCCAGGUGGAAGACCUGAAAUUUACCCAUCGCAGUGACCUGGAGCCGGUGCUCCUCCUGCAGGAGAAGAUCUACCAGCAGAAGGUGUCCCACUGUGAGGCGGCCACGUUUGAGCACCUUUCGGGGGCCGAAGUGUUGGCUUUGGCGGCGGCGCUGCCAGACUUCAGCAUGCUCAGUGCUCUGGGAAUUCGGCAGGUCACCUGCAGCGCAGAGGAUAUGACCACCCUCAUAGAGGCUGUCAAGCUGACUUCUGUGACCGAUUUUGAGCUCAGCUUCAUUGAGGGAAAAGAGUGUUCCAUGGCUGCAGCCAAGGCCCUGUCUGAAGUGCUACGGGACGACUGGCCUCUCCUGGCUUUGACCCUGCGUAGCAACAAGGAUUUCAAGGACGGCGAUGCAGCGAAGGUCCUGGCAGAAGGACUGCGAACCAACACGAAGCUCCUGAGCCUCGAAGUCUCCAGCAUGAGUCUGCCUGAACAUGAGUCAAUGUCAUGUGCCGGCGUGCAGGCAUUCGCGAAAGUCUUGGCCGAAAACCGCAGCCUUCAGAGCCUCAACCUUGACGGCAACGAAAUCGGAGACCCGGGAGCCCAGGCACUGGCCAAUGCCCUGGAAGGGAACUCAAGCCUGACAAGCUUGAGUCUGAAGAGCCAUCCAGACAACUACCAGGCUUGCAAGGCGUUCUUCAAAUUUGACUAUGGCAUGAUCCGUCGCCGCGACGGGUUCUCGUGCAUCAUUGGGGACGAGGGGGCCCAGGCACUCGCCUCAGCUCUGGGGCGUAACGUGGCCCUUGCACAUCUGGACUUGGGUAUGAACGCGAUCAAAAAUGCAGGUGCCGAGGAGUUGGACAAGGCAGUGGGCCACAACAGCCGGAUCACUUGCAUCAAUCUCAUAAAGAAUCCCAUUACAGCUGAGCAGAGUUUCAGCGCGACGUUGCAGUUAGAUGAAUCUUCGGCCUUUGAGGCGCAGGAAGGAAGUCCAGGCCGUAACCGUCAAUGCCCGCAAUUCCAGGCCCUGGCGCAAAAGCUGGAAGCCGAUGCCGCGGCUCUUGAGCUGGAUCUGUCUAAGCACAGCAUGGAGCUCCCCCAGGUCGUCGCCUUGGCCAAAGCCCUGGAGGUGAACACCACCCUUCAAUCCCUCAAGCUGCGUCAGUGCCGACUGGGAGCCGAGGGAGCGAAGGUCCUGGCAAAUGCCUUGAAGUCGAACCGAUGCCUCCUGAAGCUCGACAUCGGUGGCAACUGCCUGGGAGCCGAAGGAGGGAAGGCCUUUGCCACGGCCAUGGAUGAGAAUCGGACCCUCCAAGUGCUACACAUGGGUGGCAGCGGUCUUGGAGAUGAUGGAGUGGAGGCCAUCACUGAGGUUCAGGCUGCUCUCGAAAGGCUGCGCAUUGCUACAGGUUCUGCCUGUGCUGCCGCUUCUGAUUGGGAGGUGGUGUCCGAGCCAGGGCCAGAGGAAGAAAGGGAUCAUAGGGUUCCUAGACCUUCCCUUAGGGCCGCCCUCUCCGACCCGGAGCCCGUGUCCUCGCGCCACGCUGGCGCUGCCGCAUCCUCCUCUGCCGCUGUUCCUCAGACAAGGGCCGAGAUUGCAUCUGCUUUCCCUGAGUGCCCUCAGUUUUGCCUGGACUUGUGCCGCACCCUUUCUUCGCCUGCAUUGCCUGCCGAAGGCCGAGCCAAGAGAGCUUGGACCUGUGGCUGCUGGUUCAAGGCGGUCUUGGAGGGCCGCGUUGCCACUCCGUCUCCUGCUCCUGUGCUGGCUCUGCGGCCUACUGUGUACAUUGUGUUGCGGGCUGCUUCUGUCUCCAGCCCCUGCCGCUUCUCCACCUUCUCCAGCUUCAAGCGCGUGGUCGGCAGCCUGGAGGGCACCGACACCCUGUGCCAGAGCUUCCCAUCAGCCGCUGAGGCCAGAGUCUUCUGCCUCCUCCUGGCCUUGCCUCCAGAUUUUGCAGACAUCCUGGAGGCGAAUUCUGCAGACCCUUCGCCUUCUCUUCUGCCUGGCCCCUUUCAACUGGCCGCCGUUCCCGCUACAGAAGAGGACGACGCAGGGGAGGAGUCCCUGGUUGGCAUGGACCUUCCCAUAGUUCUCGUGGACAUGGACGAAGCCAUCCUCCCGUCCAUGAGGCUGUACGAUCCGGUGACCGACAUCGGAUUGCUAGAAACUUUCAUGGGCGAACUGCCCCACUUGUAUCCAGCCUCGGAAGGCCUUUUGAGUGUGGCCCGGCAGUGGGUCAGCCAAGGGACCACCCCUUUGCCCUACUUGUCGGCGCAGGAGCAGGAAGAUCCGCCUCCUUCUGGAAUUGCUGCCGCGAAAAAGGCAGCGGCAAAGAAACGAGUAACCACCGCGCAGCUUGCGGAUCAAGUGACGGCUCUGGCCACUGUUCUCCCGGAGCUAAUGGAGCAGAUGAAGCAGCUGAGUGCUCGCCAGGACCGGGUCGAAAGAGAUCCCCUCCCAGUUCGGGAGUCUCCUGCCGUGCCCCCGCAGCAGCAGGCCUUCGCCAUGGCCGGCGACGUGUCUGGGCCUCGGACAGCCUGGACUUGGGAGCUAGCCCUCCGCUUCUGUGUUCUUCCUCUCAAUGCUGCAGAAUGCUCACCGCAAGAUGUUUCCUGCUCUGCCUGUGCCUUCCAGUGUCGAGGAAGUGAAGGAUCAGGGGCGCCUCUCUCUGGUGUCGUACGUUUCGGUGGAUACGCCUAUGAAAAGGACCUAGGCCUGGUUCUCCUCCUCCUAGCCUAUGUAGGGGACGCCUUGGCCCAGGGCGACGUGAGAGGUGCGCAAGAGCAUAUAGCAUUGGCAAUGAUGAGCGUAGAGCAAGCUGCUUGCGACGGGGGAAAAUGGGACCUCGCUUUCUUGCUGUCCCUGGUGCAAGAGCCGUCGCCCACGCUCUUUCAAGCCCGGCCAAGCAGCGGCCAGCAGUCCCAGUGCUUUGCUUCCAACAGAGACUUCUACCACCAGCUCGCCGUUCCGGUCGAGCGUGCCCGCACCAACAGGCUCGCACCUGCCUUUGAUGUGUCCCUCUUCAAUGAGGACCCUGCUUCGCAAGACCUUAACGAGAAGCCAGGGGCGAUCACCUCUCCAAGUGACCACCUCGGGGUGGAGAUAGCCUGUUCUGCUCACGAGGGCUUCCUUCAAACUUACGACCUCCUACACCCCGAGCACCGCGUGUUGGUGAGAGUGCCUUUAGCCGACCAGACCUCCUACGAUGGCCUCGUCAUAGACGAUUAUUUCUGUGUCCAAGGUCAGCGCCAGCUUGCUGCCGACUUGGGCCCCGCCACGCCUACCGAGGCUCAACGCAUGCUGACAAGGGCUCUCCUCGCGUACAAGGACCACGGUAUCCUGGGUGCCCCCGAGAAGGACCAGGUCAACUUGACAAAGGCCAAGGUGGCGGGAGCCGAGAUAGAUACUUCUGAGCCUACCCUCCGCCAAGGUGUCGCGACGGUCUCGGCCCCGAAGCAGAAGAGGUUCGCUCUUGCAAACAUCUCCUUCGAGGCUUGCCUUUUGCCUGCCACCACGGUUGCCCAAGAAGUAGUGCUGACAGCCUGCCUCGGCCCCAUCCUGCUGUCUGACAUCGCCGUUCCCUGCCUGUCCCGGCUCUUCGCCGCGGACUCUUGCGAGGCCAAGGGGGCGAUUGUCUCUGCAGCUGUUUCUCUUAGCCUUGGCGCCUUGCGCCGCCCUUGCACCUGUUCUGGGAAGCACGUGCCUGUCAGAGGCAGGUUGGCCAAGGCUUCUGCAACAUACACCCCGGGCCUCGUCCACGAGAUGGGCAGGAUUUUCUCCCUUGCCAUUCGGUCCGUCCGUGCACAGGUGCAGGCUUGUGAACUUGAGGUGGCCGGCCUCGAGAGGGCCUCUGCGUCUGCUUUGGCUAGGUGGCGAACCGACGCCGUCUGGCGCUGGCCCAACCCGGUGCACAUCAACAUCCUCGAGUCAUCCACUAUCUGCCGCCUUUUCCUUCGCCUUGCUUGCCUCCAUGGCCCGUGCCGCUUUGCAUACCUCUGCGACUCCAACGUGGCCCAACUUGCCAUUGGGAGGGGAGGUCCGGAAGCGGACUUCGCCAUGUGUGCCGCCGCUCCUCUUGCAUCUCCCUUGCAGUGGGCCUUUAUCCAGGAUCCUGUGCGAUGCUGCGAGACCUCGCCUUCGAAAGUGGGCAGCAAAUUGGGCCGACCGGUCCUGCAGAUGACGAGGUCUCGGCGGGAGAAGCUCAAGGCCCUCUUCGCAGGCUGGCUGUUGGGGCAGGGCAGGUCUUUCGACGGCUUGCUACAGCUGGCUAGAACAGAUGUGGAGACAGCAAACGAGAUGCUGAUUUUGUUUGGAAAGUGGCUAUACGAAUCAGGGAAGCCUUAUUCUUUCUACUCCGAGACCAUCAACAUGUUUAGCUCUGAAUGCCCGGCAAUACGCCGCCUCUUACAGCCAGCCUGGGGCUUAGCCUUCAGCUGGCUUCGUGAGGAGCCCCCCGUGCAUCACACGGCGAUGCCCUGGCAAAUUCUGGCAGCGAUGCUUACUGUCUGCCUGGUCUACGGCUGGACACAAGUUGCCGGAGUGCUGGCUUUGAGUUGGGGUGGUCUCGCCAGAGUAGGAGAGGUGAUGGCGGCCUACAGGCGCGACCUCGUGCUUCCUGAGGACGUUGGAGAGAACUUGACAUACGCGCUCAUGGCUGUCAAAGAGCCAAAGACUCGUUUCCAAACUGCUCGGCAUCAGUGCAUCAAAGUGGACCAGCCCCAGCUGGUUGCAAUAGUGAAGCUGGCUUUUUCAAACUUUGAGCCCGACAUGAAGUUGUGGUCCUGGUCUGGCUCUACCUUGCGGAGCCGUUUCAAAAAGCUGCUGGCUGCGCUGGACCUUCAAUCUGGGAUUCUGCCGGGCGUUCGUGACCUCGACUUGGGCUCCCUCCGCGCGGGUGGGGCAACGUGGUUGAUGAGCGUUACUGAAAACCCUGAUUUCGUUCGGCGCAGAGGGAGAUGGAUAAACAACAAGGUCAUGGACAUCUAUGUCCAAGAGGUGUCAGCCAUCCUCUUCCUGCCGAGGCUGCCACUGGCCUUGAAACGAAAGAUUUUUUCGCUGGCAAAUGGGUUGACUGAGGCGAUCGCUUUCGCCUCGAGCUGCAUGCAAAUGAAGCUUGAAAGCAAAACGUGGUUUUUCUUGGCUUGUCGAGGCGCUAUGCUUUAG